Haliotis rubra (blacklip abalone) is the source of this 1053-nucleotide messenger RNA. Its product is annotated as von Hippel-Lindau-like protein. The record is from RefSeq and is a predicted model, not a curated record. Lineage: Eukaryota; Metazoa; Mollusca; Gastropoda; Lepetellida; Haliotidae. The transcript has 2 exons. Bases 261 to 725 code for a protein of 154 amino acids.
AUGUAUCGUAAGUGACAGCCGCUUGGCAAAAACAAACAAAACGACGACAUAUUGAUAACGCUUUUAUUCAACAAAUAGGGUAAAACAGCUACUGUCAGUUUGUGGAUUGUUGCACGUUUCAAGUUUUAAUCAGUCAUCUUUUAACUAGUCUAAUAAAACUCGGGCGAAUAUUUCUGCGAAGGCGCGUUUCGACGUUGCACAACUUGAUUUUGACGUUCCUGGACAUGGAUGUGUUUACCUGGAUUCUAUAAAGUGUUGACAUGGACCAAGGCAAUAUGGCAGAGGCAGAAAACAGAAUAGUGAAAUCCAUACAUUCUGACACAUCGGUUAGAGUUGAGUUCAUAAACGAAACCCAGAGACCUGUUGAUUUGUUUUGGAUUGACUUCCAAGGCAAGUUGGUGAGGUACAAACUCGGACUGAAGCCGAGCAAGAACUAUCACAUAAAUACCUAUGAAACGCACCCAUGGAUAGCCAGAGACACCCGCACAGGCUCAUCUCUUCUCAUCAAGAAAGAUUUCAUUUACUAUCCUAAAGCAAAUGAUGAAGAUGAUGAGUUCCAGCAAAUAUUCAUCUCAUUACCAGUGUUCAGACUUAUUGACAGAUGUGUAGACUUCUUGCGUUCACAUGGCAUCAGACAUCAAGCGGACAAUUUAAGCAUUCCAACUUUACUCGUACAGGAUCUCAAGAAGAAUCCUUUUCUCCCAUGUCAGGAAUAUCAGCCUUGAAGAUUCAUGCUAGACCACUAGCCUGAGACUACUCAAUUGCACCAAGACAAGUUCAAUUCCAGUGAUGGUAGUCCUCAUUGACUGGAAGCAUUUGAGGGUCUGAACAAGGUCUCUGUUGUUCAAAUCUGGUUCCAAUGGAAGUGAAUAACAAGUGAUACACUGGUACAAACAGUGUACAAAUGUGUUUCAUUCAUGCACGGCCAGCUACUCUGAGGAAUAGUGAGACAAUAGUCAUCUGGACAACCCUUAUGAAGAUAUACUGAGUCAAAAAAGAAACUUCACAAAAUGUAAUUUGAAAAAUAAUGAAUAAUCUUUCUCUGAUGAUACA